Molecule: messenger RNA, 1032 nt
Organism: Styela clava
Lineage: Eukaryota; Metazoa; Chordata; Ascidiacea; Stolidobranchia; Styelidae
Source: RefSeq, a predicted model, not a curated record
AAUUAGGUUGCAUUAAAAAUACUUAAUAUUAUAUACCUAAUAUUAUAUUGCACGAGAAACACGUCCACUACUCCAUUGGAAGUUAUUGAAGUAUUGUAAUUAAGUUGUACAAUCUCCUUCCCGCGCUACAUCACCCACAUCUUCCGAUGAUGGGUGAAAACCCACCAGGAGUCGAUGUGCUUGAGGGCGUACUGCAGAAAUACGCCUGCACUAUAAACAAUUGUGAAUGGGAUCGCUUCUGCAGGGCUCUGAAAAUCCCACCGUGGGAAAUGAACCGAUGGAAAAUGUCCACUCUGUGCCAAGAAGAGAAGUACCAGAUGAUCCAAGGAUCAUCCAGAAAAGAUCCCAAUGGGGUUUCGGAGAGGGUCCAAGAUUACUUUGGAUCAACGAAUGGAUUACUUUGGAACGACGGCGGUGAGUUGGAUGCUGUGACAGUAUACGGCAUUAUCGACCGCAUACCAAAGAGUAGCUGGCCACGCUUUGCACGUCUCGUUCUUAAAGUAAAUCACGCAAGAUUCAGUCCUUGCAACCUCAGCCAAGAGCAGAAGUUGCUGAUGCUGAAGGAAUGGUCAUCUUAUCAACACCCAUCAGUUGAUAUAAGAGCAAAGCUGGAAGAAGCUUAUCGCGCACUUGGACCCAUGUUGCAAGGACCGACGCACAUUGGGACCCUCAUCUUGAAUGCCGAAAAUGUGCAUGUCACUAACAUGGAAAGAAAUAACAUCGGGACUUUAGGAAUGUAGCGAAACGUGUAUAGGCCUAUAUCUAAAACGGAGCUCCCGUAGUAUUCGUACCAAAAUAGCGCACAACCUUCUAACCCUGACCUGGUACACAUACUAAGUUCAGGUUGGGCGCCAUCUCGGUACGAAUACUACGGGACAAAAAAACAGGGAGCAAAUAUUUAUCGAUAGUGCAGAACGUUACAAAAACACAUUUCAAUUGUCGAUUUACCUGCAUUUAUAAAGGUUAAAGAAUCCUUUACAGGCUUGUCCAUGGGAAUGGGAUUCCCAUGGGAUGGGACAGCACACAUUUGUA